Messenger RNA from Paramecium tetraurelia, 2127 nucleotides. RefSeq lists its product as uncharacterized. NCBI's taxonomy places the organism in Eukaryota, Ciliophora, Oligohymenophorea, Peniculida, Parameciidae. The transcript has 4 exons. Gene Ontology annotation, cellular component: nucleus; cytoplasm. Gene Ontology annotation, molecular function: protein binding. The record is from RefSeq and is a predicted model, not a curated record.
AUGAUUAAGCAUCAUUUAAAAUUCAAAAUUCCAAAAUAAGAAGUGAUUUAAGUUAAAAAUCAAACAAAAUCCUCUUUCUACAUAACUAGGAGGAUAAUUUAAACGAAUAGUGAUAAUGCAAUUCAUGUUAUGAAUAAUAAAGUAGUAGAUUAAGUAAUUAAUCAUAAAAAAAAAAAUCCUGUUUCUUCAAGAGCCUAUACUAUAUCUCAUUAUAGAUCUUAUUCAACAACUCCCACCAAUAUAAAAGGAUAGUAACAGUCAUAAAAUUUGGAUGAACAAGUGCAAUUCUUUAAUUCAGAAAGAUAAUAAUCGAUUAGCGUAUUAUCGUCUUAAUUUAAAAUCGCUACUUCACCUAAGCCUAUUCGAGUUGUGUCACUCUAUUAAAUAUCCCCUUUAUAAGAACCUAAAAGUAAUCCACUUGUUUAUUAGGAUAAACAGUAUUUUUAUUCUCAAUUUCAUUCGGCCAAGAUAGUUAAUUUUAAUCAACAAGAUUAAAAGUUUAAUUAAAAUGAUGAUGAUUUUAUAUGUCAGAAUUCCUUUAUUAUGAAUAAAAGAGCUAAAAAUAAAUCAUAAAUAUUCGUCAAUGUAACUUAUAAGGAUUUUGAAAAGAAAUCAAAAUAUGUAUAUCAGCAAAAUCAAUAAGGGACAUAAAAACAAUAAAUUUUUUUGUAAAAGGUUUUGAAGAUUAUAAAAGAUUCAUAAAAUGAUAAAUCAGAUCCUAAAUUAUUAGUUAGUAAAUUUUCAAAAAUUUGGAAAGAGAAUUUUUCACCUAAAUAGUUUUAGGAGUAAUAAAAGUAUUCAUAAUCUACAAUGCAAUUUAAAUGGUAUUUUAAUUAGUUCAUCGAAAAAAUUCUCAAUCAGUAUCGAUUAUAUUAAUAUAUAAAUAAAAAUUUAGAAUUUAUUGAAACAAAAAAAAAUAAUUAAUUACAAGUAUCUGUUCAUGAAUUAAGAAGAUUUUAUAUUAAAAAUCACAAUAAUAAAAUUACUCACACAUAAAUAGAAGACCAAUAAUUUAGAUACAAAAAAGAAAUUAUUUCAUUUGGAAUGAUAGAUAUUUUGAUUGAAAUAAAAGAUGAGGAGUUUUAAUCAGAAUAUUUUUAGUAAAAUUCAUAGAGAGAAAUUGCUGGAAAAAAAUUAGAAUAUUUUUACUGUGAAAAAAUAUAAGACACUUAAUAAUAUUAGAUAUCUCCAAUAAUUAGCAAAUUGGAUAAUUAAUCAAAAAAUGAAUUAUUGUCUGUGGAUUAUACUGAGAUGGAUAAAAUAAUGAAUUAAAGUAAAAAAGAUUAAUUUGUUCCAAAAAUUUAAUUAGAUAAUGUUGAAAUAAGGAGGUUUAAUUCUAAAAUUACAUAUAUAAAAUAUUCUGAUAUUAUAAUGGGAAAUUAUAAAAAUAAUAAUGAGAUUGUUGACCUUGAACACGAUAAUUAUCAAGAAUACUAACAAUAAUAAGCCACCCUGAAUAUGGAUAAAAAAGCUAUGAUGAUGAAUCUUAGAAAAUAAACCCGAAGAACAAAAGUAUCUGUAUCAAGUUUACAAAAAGAGAAUGAAAUAAUUCAAAAAUAAUUUAUGGCGCCUGGUUAUCGUAAUAAUUUACUUGCUUCUGAAUAAUAACCUAAAAUGAACAUGAAACGAAGUCAAACCAAGUCUAUCCACAGUAUUGCAGAAAGAGAAAUAGAUCAAAGUAAUGAAAUUAUUUAUACAAAUGAGACUAACAAAGGAAAUGCAAUAUUUAAAUGCUAUAGAGAAAAUUUUUAGCCAGUGAAAUAUUAAUAAUAAUUAAAAUUGUAAAAUCUAUAGAUGUUUGAGAAUACGAUGAGGCAUGAAAGUUCAAGUAUCGCCUUAGUGUAAAUGAUGAUAGAGCACAAUUUUAUUGAAGAAUUGAUAGAUUAUAACAAGAAAAAUCCAAAUUUUUCUCUUAAUUCUAGGAAUGCUUAUGGAACACCAUUGAUUAUGGUUGCUGCUCAAUCAGGAAAUAAAGAAUUAGUUUAGUAUAUGAUCAAUUAAAAUGUUUUAUUAAAUGUCAAAGAUUUAGAGGGGAACACAGCACUUCAUUAUGCAAUUAGGUGUGGAUAUUAUGAAAUUGCUGAUCUCUUACUAUUAAAUGGAGCAAAUUAAGAGCUAAACAUUUGA